Penicillium macrosclerotiorum is the source of this 444-nucleotide messenger RNA. Its product is annotated as putative ubiquitin conjugating enzyme (UbcD). Gene Ontology annotation, biological process: protein polyubiquitination; ubiquitin-dependent protein catabolic process. The transcript has 5 exons. The record is from RefSeq and is a predicted model, not a curated record. Lineage: Eukaryota; Fungi; Ascomycota; Eurotiomycetes; Eurotiales; Aspergillaceae. Gene Ontology annotation, molecular function: ubiquitin conjugating enzyme activity. The coding region runs from base 1 to 444 and encodes 147 amino acids. Gene Ontology annotation, cellular component: nucleus.
AUGGCUCUCAAGCGAAUUAACAAGGAACUCACUGAUCUCGGCCGGGAUCCCCCGUCCUCCUGCUCUGCUGGCCCCAUUGGAGAUGAUCUGUUCGUCUGGCAAGCUACCAUCAUGGGUCCGGGUGACUCCCCAUACUCGGGAGGCGUUUUCUUCCUCAGUAUUCACUUCCCUACCGACUACCCAUUCAAGCCUCCCAAGGUCAACUUCACCACCCGCAUCUACCACCCCAACAUCAACUCCAACGGCAGCAUCUGUCUGGAUAUCCUGAGGGACCAAUGGAGCCCUGCGCUCACCAUCUCGAAAGUCCUGCUUUCGAUCUGCUCCAUGCUCACAGACCCCAACCCCGACGACCCUCUCGUGCCGGAGAUCGCACACGUCUACAAGACGGAUACAGAACGGUACGAGGCGACGGCUCGCGAAUGGACACGCAAGUACGCUAUCUGA